Aspergillus glaucus CBS 516.65 is the source of this 1374-nucleotide messenger RNA. RefSeq lists its product as uncharacterized. Lineage: Eukaryota; Fungi; Ascomycota; Eurotiomycetes; Eurotiales; Aspergillaceae. The coding region runs from base 97 to 1239 and encodes 380 amino acids. Gene Ontology annotation, cellular component: nucleus. Gene Ontology annotation, biological process: DNA recombination; double-strand break repair. Gene Ontology annotation, molecular function: DNA binding. The record is from RefSeq and is a predicted model, not a curated record. The transcript has 4 exons.
AGCAAUAGCAUUGACAGUGUUAUAUAUAUAUACAUCAUCUCAUCACUUUUCGACUGCGGCAUACUCCGUACGACCAACUUGAACUCGGAUAACAAAAUGCCGGCAGAACCUAACAGCGCAUCAUCUCUGCAAAUAUUGCGGAUCCCUAAAACCGAUGAACCCAACUCCUACGUGCUGCUCCGAGUUACCAAGUCACGCUCCGACCUGGCAGUCGUUGCCACGGAAGGGGAGAACCCAUAUACCGGUUAUAUCAAUCAGAGUCGGCUGAAGAACCUCCGUGCGAAAAGUUACCAAGGCAGUGACGAAGAAUGGGCUCAGAUUGUAUCAUACGUUUUUGGACAAUUUUCGUCGACAGUUGGUAAACCAAAGUGGUCACAUGGGAUCGAGGUCUCGGCCAGCGUCUCUGAUUCUGCGAACGAUGAAGACAAAGAGAUAGUCCUGACUAUACGAAAACGAAUCCAAACUAUAACACAAAGGCUCGGGUCCAUAAGCCUCAAACAAGAUGAUGAACAAACCAUCGAACUAUUUGACUGGCUUGGUGUUGCCGCCGCCAGAGCAUAUGCCUCCGAGGAGCGCUCUUCAUCACUAGCUGAUUGUUGUCGCAUCGCCGAGGACACUAUCCAGCAGCUGACGAGGCAGCUUGAGGAGCUCGUUCACGCAAAGUCCCACCAUGAAGAUCAGCUGGUUGCCAAUUUCGCUCAGUUGCUGAACGAGAAGAAGCUUAAAAUUCGCAAUCAACAGCGCCUAUUGGCCUCGGCCAAGGUAAAUCCAGUCAAGGUAUCUGAGAUACAAGCGGCAACAUCUAAGGAUCGCAAUUUAACACAGAAAAACAAGCGCCUAAAGCGCGAUCGAGAAAUGAGCAAAGAUGAAUCAGAAAGUGGAGAUGGAUUUGAAGAAAUGCAUGUGGAUCACGUUGGUAACCAAGGUCGGGAACAGGACCAAGAAACGGACGAUGAAGAGGGUUCAACUCCUCAGCCAUUAGAAGAUGGAGACAAUGGCACCACCACAGACGAAGAGUCCGUCCUGUCACAUGUCGAGCCAGAAAAGAAAGACGAUAACGUGCAAAAUUCCAACAUAAGUAAUGGUCCUAUGCUCAAGGAUCCUGCAGCUUCUCCGCCGCGAAGAGAACUCCCUUUUGCGAGGCGAGUCCCAGAAAAGAAGGAGGUACAGAGUCAGCUGCAUCAAGCAGAAGAUGAUGUCGAAAGUACUGCUGGAGAGACAGAUGAUGAUGAGUUGUGACAAAAGCCAUGACCACAUUGGUUUUUCGAAAUAGCACACAUUUUACAGGAUACUAUCUGAUACCUGAGCUCCGUAUUCAUGAAGUAUACUCAUAGAUCUUGGCGACACCCGUCGGAAUCUAAUAUUUUUUUAUUU